This is a messenger RNA of Coccinella septempunctata (seven-spotted ladybird), 1823 nucleotides long. RefSeq lists its product as uncharacterized. The record is from RefSeq and is a predicted model, not a curated record. Bases 78 to 1559 code for a protein of 493 amino acids. Lineage: Eukaryota; Metazoa; Arthropoda; Insecta; Coleoptera; Coccinellidae. The transcript has 2 exons.
AUAAUCAUCUUAUCCCCGAAAAGAAUUACCGUGGAGCAGCACAUGAAGGGUGUAAUAUAAAUUCUAAGGAUAGUCACAUGAUUCCUGUAGUAUUUCACAAUCUGAGUGGAUAUGACGCUAAUUUUCUGAUACAAGAUAUUGCCACAAGAAUGGAAGGGAAAAUCGAUUUGUUACCGAUAACCAAGGAGAAAUAUAUCAGUUUCACCAAACACUAUGAUGAUUAUCACAUUAAUUUCCGAUUCAGUUAUAGUUUCCGAUUCAUGGCUUCCUCUUUAGACCAAUUGGCGUCCUAUUUAGAAGAGUUUCCGAACUUGAAAUCACAAUUUCCUGAGGAAUCUGAAGAACAUAUCAGUCUUCUUACGCACAAAGGGGUAAUGCCAUAUGAUUAUAUCAAUUCCUAUGACCGAUUCGAUGAAACUUCUCUUCCACCUAUUGAAGCAUUCUAUAACAAAUUGGAUGGUAGGAAAUGUCCACGAAGAAGAUAUGAGAGAGCACAACUUGUGUGGAAUAAAUUCAAAUGUCAGAAUUUGGGCCAAUACAGCGAUCUCUACAUGAAAACUGACAUUCUAUUCCUGGCUGACGUAUUUGAACAAUUUCGAUCGAGCUGCCAUAAGACUUAUGGAUUAGAUCCUGCGCAUUAUUUUACUUUACCAGGAUAUACAUGGGAUGCAAUGAUGAAAUAUACAAAACAGGAAUUAGAACUUCUCACAGAUGUUGAUAUGUUUUUGUUCGUUGAAAGAGGAAUUCGAGGCGGCCUUAGUCAAGUAUGUAGUAAACGGCGAGCACAUGCAAACAACAAAUAUAUACCCAACUAUGAUUCAUCUAAACCAGAAAAUUACCUCAUGUACUUUGAUGUUAACAAUCAAUAUGGAUGGGCAAUGUCACAAUGUCUACCAUACGGCGGUUUUCAAUGGUGUGAUAAAAAUAUCGAUGUGACCCAUAUCCCGGAUGAUGCUCCGGAAGGAUAUAUUUUAGAAGUUGACCUCGAGUAUCCUAGAGAAUUGCAUGAAAAACACAAAGAUCUACCUUUCUGCCCAGAACAUUAUAAUUCUAAAACUCAAACACCAUGUUAUGCAUCUCAGCAAAAUGCAAAACUUAUGGCCACAUUACAUCAAAAGAAGAAAUAUGUCAUCCACUAUAGAAAUCUAAAACAAGCAUUGAAGAAUGGCUUGAUUAUAACAAAAAUACAUCGAGUGCUCAAGUUCAAGCAAUCUACAUGGCUCAAGUCUUAUAUCAACCUCAAUACAGAUCUGAGAAAGAAUGCCAAAAAUGAGUUCGAGAAGAAUCUCUUUAAACUGAUGAACAACGCUGUUUUUGGAAAAACGAUGGAGAAUAUUCGGAAAAGGGUUAAUGUCCACCUUCUAACAAAAUGGAAAGGACAAUAUGGGGCGGAAACUUAUAUCUCCAAACCUGAAUUCAAGAACUCUGUUAUUUUCAAUGAGAACUUUGUAGCUGUCGAAAUGCGAAAGCUGCAGAUCUAUUUAAACAAGCCAAUUUAUGUGGGAAUGAGUAUCUUGGAUUUGGCUAAAACUACUAUUUAUGACUUCCAUUACCACUAAAUGAAUGAAGCUUUCAGUGCUGGCUGCACCAUCUUAUAUACUGAUACCGAUUCUCUCAUUUAUGAGGUCUCUGAAGAUCCUUAUAAAAGAAUUAAACUUGACUGUUAUGAAAGAUUUGAUACCUCAGAUUAUCCCAAGAAUAAUACCUACGGUAUUCCUCAAGUUAAUAAAAAGGUAUUAGGAAUGAUGAAGGAUGAAAACAAUGGAAUACCUAUGACCGAUUAUGUUGGUCUCAGAUCCAAACUGUAUGCUGUGAAAACUUCU